AUGUUGCCGAGAAAUAAUCAGAAAGAAGAUGAACUUUUGGCUUUUGCAACUCCCACAGAGGUGUUUGGUAAGAAGCCUGCCGCACAACCCUCUCAAAUAACAACACCUGUUGCUUCUUACGUUAGAAACACGAUGUAUGCCGCUCCAAGUCUGAAUGGUUUUGCAAAAACUCGAAAAUAUUCUGGUAGUGGAAAACCUUUUCCAGAUAAUUUCCCAGGUUCUUUAGCACCUCAAAACUCUAAUCUCCAAGAGUUAGACUAUGAUAUGAGGACUAAGAGAAAGACAUUGGCAUUAUCUGGGAAUAUUUCAAUACCCACAGGCUCAUUUCAGCAACAACAACAGCCACCGCUUCCACUGCAACAACAACAACAACAACAACAACAACAGAAAAUUCUGCAACGUAAAUCUGCAUACGGGUCUCUAGGAAAUGGGCCGGUUCCAAACUUUGGUAAACUCCAGUAUUCUGCUGGAUCGUCUCCAAUGUUAUCUCCUAGUACUCCUAACUUGGUAAACUCUGGCAGGAAUGUUUUAAGAUCCCCUAGCAAUCCCCAAUUGAACAUGAUGGCUACUCUUGAUUCGGACGAUUCUAUAAAUAGAUUGUCACCAUUGCCGCCAAAUAAUCAUGCUAGAAGAAAAAGUGCUGACUAUUACCAAAGUUCUGACUAUUACAAACUCGAUACCAACCAAUUGUCUCACGAAGUGCAGCGUAUCAGUUUAGAUCCAAGGAGUCAAAUGUCCCAAGCCCCUAAACACUAUCCGAAUGAUGCCCAAGCUGGAUAUCAGGAUCAAGGGUUGACUGUACAACAAAAAGCCCAUCCGAAAUCUCGUGACCAUUCAAGGUCCCCUUCUUAUGAUAAUGGAAUACCUUUAAGAAGACCUCCUGGUUCGAGAAAUGCUUCAGGGGAUCUCCCAAAUUUCGGUCCUACUGACACUGGCGUCUUGAGCCCGACUGCUAGCAAUGAGUAUAGUGCUAGGCCUCAGAGUUCUAAUAAAAAUUCCCAAGAUUUUUUCAAUGUCGAUACUUCACCAUUAAGAAUCGCUAGUGUUCCAAAAAAUACUGCAUCUUAUGAGCAUUCCCAUCAUCAAUCUAUGCACGCUUUCCCUCAAGAUGAAGCGGCAGACAUGGGGGUCAAAGAAGAGCCGCUUCGUCCAAUUACUAUUGAAGCUGCCGAUGAUUCUCUCAAGAUUGAAGAGAAAUUACGUUAUGUUUUUAAGAAAGUCGAUGAAGAAAAUUCAGGAAUCUUAGAUACCCUAGAUCUACAAACUGCUCUUGCCCAUCUUAACAGUCUAAAAUUCCAAUUGAGUGCUAUCAAGAUCAUGGUCAAUUGGUUUGAUAAAACAGGUAAGAAUGGUGUUGAUUUUAGGGAAUUUUAUCAUUUAUGGGCUUACAUUUGGAAAUGGAGAGUUGUUUUCAUUAGACAUUGUGGAGGACACAUGAUGAUCAACUUGGAUCAAUAUCAAUCAGCUCUUCAGGAGCUUGGUUAUAGAAUGAACCCUAAAACAGUUUCUCAUAUGUUCAAUAUAUUUGCUGGGGAUAACGACGUUGCUGUGGAUAAUAAAACUGCAGCUAAGUCACUUGCAGUUGAUCUUUUUAUUGAGAGUUUGUUAUGGUUGAUGAAAUCAACUAAUUCUUUCAAGAAGUUUGACAACCAAAGAAUUGGGGUGGGUGUUUUCCCAUAUGACAGGUACAUAGAAGAAAUUUUGAGCUUUAGAUUUUAG
Messenger RNA from Saccharomycopsis crataegensis, 1719 nucleotides. RefSeq lists its product as uncharacterized. The transcript has 2 exons. Bases 1 to 1719 code for a protein of 572 amino acids. The record is from RefSeq and is a predicted model, not a curated record. NCBI's taxonomy places the organism in Eukaryota, Fungi, Ascomycota, Saccharomycetes, Ascoideales, Saccharomycopsidaceae. Gene Ontology annotation, molecular function: calcium ion binding.